GAGAGAGAGAGAGAGAGAGCGAACGCGUGGUGGAUCGUGUGCGGCCACUCGGUGAAUCGGUAACUGCACUUUGCUCGAUCGGUCGCGCGAACCCUCGACUCUCAGAGGUUGUUGGUCAAUUGCUCUGUACGCGUGUGUCAGUGGUGUGGGUGAUUCUCUCGUGUGAUUCGACACACCGUUUCGCGGCCGACCAUGGAACCGCGGAGGUUCCGGAUACCGAAGGCUAGCUGAUGGGUCCGCCGACGCGAUCGGAUGUCCGCGCGGGAGGGUAGGAGGUACUACGAGCCGCUGGAUGAAAGUGAAAACGAAUCGGACCGGGACACGGGGGGGAUGAACGAACGAGGAAUACGCUGCGUGGAGAACGUCCGAUCGUGUGAGACACAGACACCUAAUGUCGUGAUGUGCACGGGGAGCCGUUUGAUGGAGAAAUAUUCCACGCCACGCACGCUGGCCGUAAAACGUUCGAGGAACGAGAGGGUCCGACCCGGCAUGGCGAGCCCGAACAGGAAGAAUGUUCAUUGACGUUCAGGCUUCAGACGAGAUCCUGGCGAAGUGGCGUCUCACUGGCCGGCGACUGGAUCGCGCACAGAAAGACAAAUGUUUCCCAAAGGCUGCAAACUCGCUGGAUUGUGUGUGCAGGGCCACCCUCUUUAGAAUUCCCCGUCGGUGGAGCAAGGAGCUCGUAAAAGACAAAGGGGGUUGGCAGCACAGGGGCGGAGAGAGAGAGAAGGCGCCGCGCAAGGGAGGCACAGAGGAGGCACAGCGAGAGCCGAGCAGGAACGAGAAAGGAAAUAAGAAAGAUGGGAGAGAGCUCGCCGGAUCUCAGCCUCCGGCUCCGCCGGGGCAGCUCCGACUCCAGGGAUUCCUUCUACAUGGAUUUCGCCCAGGGCAUCGACUCGGACAUCGAGGAGGUGACGCGUCCGGGAGAGAACUCGGACCCGAUGAUGGACAACCAUCUGGAGGAGAAUGGGAACGAGCUGCCGCCGAUAGAGGACAUCACCACGAUCCCGGAGGAGGCUUCGGAGGAGCUGCGCGAGGAGGAGGAAGCCGCGGCGAUGGAAGCCGCGCUGCGAACACCCGAGGGCCCAAUAAUUAACACGGAAGCGGAGAAACCAGCGCAGCAACCCCCGCCGUCGCAGCUCUCCACACUCGACCCGCAAGACUGGCCAGGAUUGCCGGCUGCGCUACCGUCACCGGCUUCACCGUCCGCGGUAAUCGUUUCACCGGAAACGCUGUCUAGACACAGCAGCAGCUCACCCUCCCGCGCUCAUCGGCCACCCCAGUUCGCCCUGGCUCUACCAUGCUCCUCGCAGCCCAUUUCCGCGGUCUGCUAUCCAGCACCGACCUUCCUCGACGUCGCCGAAGACCGGAAGUGGAAGAAGCUUGGA
Molecule: messenger RNA, 1388 nt
Organism: Heterotrigona itama
Lineage: Eukaryota; Metazoa; Arthropoda; Insecta; Hymenoptera; Apidae
Source: the annotation of a GenBank genome assembly